Panicum hallii is the source of this 1582-nucleotide messenger RNA. RefSeq names its product ELL-associated factor 1. Bases 250 to 1353 code for a protein of 367 amino acids. NCBI's taxonomy places the organism in Eukaryota, Viridiplantae, Streptophyta, Magnoliopsida, Poales, Poaceae. The record is from RefSeq and is a predicted model, not a curated record. Gene Ontology annotation, cellular component: super elongation complex. The transcript is spliced from 6 exons. Gene Ontology annotation, biological process: regulation of transcription elongation by RNA polymerase II; positive regulation of DNA-templated transcription. Gene Ontology annotation, molecular function: transcription elongation factor activity.
CGGCGCAGGAUGGCGAGCGGCAGCAGCAACGGGGAGCCGAGCACGGCGCCGCAGCCGAAUCGGUGGUACGACCUCCGAUUGGGCUCCUCCUGCCGCGACUCUUCCCCCACUGCCAAGUUCUGCACCCUACGCUGUGAGGGAGCUGCCGGCAAGAGUUCAAACCCUGGUGGCACAAAAAAGAAAAUGUCCCUUGCUGGCAACCCUAGAAAAUAGUGGCAGGGCACCAGCCUGUGGUAAUGGUGCGCGUACAUGGGUAGUGGCAGUGGUUGCCAUCCCUCGGUAAUGGUGUGGCCCUAUAUGGGUGAAGCUGGGCUUCGGCCCGUAUCUUUUCAGCUCUUAGAAGUAUGGGAGUUGCUCUUGAGACCUUGUACUUGCUCUAUAUGCCACUGGAGGAGGACAUCACUUCAGGCUGCUUAUUAUAAUCUUCUUCAUCUCAUCUUUCUCAUGGACAUUAUCCUGGGAAACAUCCAUUUACCUUUCUGCAUCCUCUCCAUCAUCACACAUGAAUUUAAGCCAGCAUCAAUUGACAAAACUCAAGCUGGGUCUCUGCAGAGUACCAAGGAUAACCGGGUUACAGUGGAAUUCCAUAAUAAUCAGCCUGGCAAGCCAAAGGCUACAUUUGAGGGAAGCCAAGAAGAGUACAAGGAUAGUGAUGGUGUCUUGUUUUUUGACGGUGAGACCUUUCGCCUGGAGAGGUUACAUCGGGCUGUCAAGAGACUAAGGUAUGUUCGAGUUCCGGGAGAGUCUGCAGCAGCUAAUUUGGCAACUACAACUACUGGAAUGGGUGCAGAAUCACAUUCUCCUCCAUUAGCUAAAGUCAGCAAGUCACAGGCCAUGAGCAAACCUGCUGUUCACGCAGUCCCAGUUGAGGUUGAGCGCAUUGACAUCGGUGAACCUGAAAAUCCAGGCCCAAGAUACAACAACAAAAGCACCACAUAUCAGCCUGUCACCACAGACUCAUUUGCCCUUUCACCUGAUCCAAAUGACGAAGAGGAGAACCUCGACAUACUUGGUGAUGAUGAUGACAAUGUCUCACCAAAUAACAUGACCUCAGGACAUGGGACAUCUGUUUGUGGUUUUGACAUCAACCUACCAGAUCAGGGCAAUAUGGACGAUGAAAUCGCUGAUGUAGAUGUAAAUGAUGAGGCUGACGAGGGGCUCAAUGCAGCCGAGGCACUGCGAGCUCAAGUGAACGCAGAAGGGGAGCAGGAGGAGCAGGACAGCUCUAGCUCUAGCGGGAGCGGGAGCAGCAGCAGCAGCAGCAGCAGCGGCAGCGGGAGCGGGAGCGGGAGCAGUGAUAGCGAUGGAAGUGAUGGUGAUUCGGCGAGCUCCGGAGCUGAUGUUGAUAUCUGAGCUUGAUAUACAAAGUUUUCUUUCGGCUUGUCUUGGUUCACGAUUUUCAUUUUUAGCAAAAGGAGCUGUAAGGUCUGAAUAUGUUGACAAAUAUCGCACAGGUACAUUGAACUAUCAUGUCAAACUUGGUUGGUCGGUUUUGUGGUUUCUAGAUCUGGCCUAGAAGCAUAGAAUUUGUAAACAGAUAUAUACAACUACAUAAGAACCGUCCAAUCUGCACUUGACUUAA